Eublepharis macularius is the source of this 3030-nucleotide messenger RNA. RefSeq names its product adrenoceptor beta 1 (gene ADRB1). NCBI's taxonomy places the organism in Eukaryota, Metazoa, Chordata, Lepidosauria, Squamata, Eublepharidae. The transcript has a single exon. Gene Ontology annotation, molecular function: beta1-adrenergic receptor activity. Bases 131 to 1405 code for a protein of 424 amino acids. The record is from RefSeq and is a predicted model, not a curated record. Gene Ontology annotation, cellular component: membrane. Gene Ontology annotation, biological process: adenylate cyclase-activating adrenergic receptor signaling pathway; norepinephrine-epinephrine-mediated vasodilation involved in regulation of systemic arterial blood pressure; positive regulation of heart rate by epinephrine-norepinephrine.
UUCGCGGCAGCUGCUGAGGAAAGUGGCCCGCUGGUCCCGUGGCGCAGGCGAGGAGGGAGGUGCGCUUCGCCUCGCCUUCAUGCCUCCAGCCCGGCUGCCCUGAGCUGACCCUUUUGCUGACCGGACAGCCAUGGGAGAUGGAGGGCUCUCCCUAGCUUACAGCCCUCACAGCAGAGCCAACUCCACGGCGGGACCCGGCUGCAGCAACGCCUCCACCGCGCCCUUCCCUCAGGAAGCCCUGUCCCAGCAGUGGGUAGUGGGCAUGAGCCUGCUGAUGUCCUUGAUGGUGCUGCUGAUCGUGGUGGGCAACGGGCUGGUGAUCGCAGCCAUCGGGCGCACGCAGCGCCUGCAGACCCUCACCAACGUCUUCAUCACCUCCCUGGCCUGCGCAGACUUGGUGAUGGGCUCUGUGGUGGUGCCCUUUGGUGCCACACUGGUGGUCCGGGACAGGUGGCUGUGGGGCUCCCUCCUGUGUGAAUGCUGGACUUCAGUGGAUGUUCUGUGUGUAACAGCCAGCAUUGAAACUCUGUGCGUCAUCGCUAUUGACCGCUACCUGGCCAUCACUUCACCCUUCCGCUACCAAAGCCUCAUGACAAAGAGACGGGCCAAGAGCAUUGUCUGCACCGUCUGGGCCAUUUCUGCACUGGUAUCUUUCCUGCCCAUUAUGAUGCACUGGUGGAGAGACUCAGGCGCGGAGGCUCUGGAAUGUUAUGCCGACCCAGGCUGUUGCGACUUUGUCACCAACAGGGCCUAUGCCAUCGCCUCUUCUGUCAUCUCCUUCUACAUCCCUCUGUUUGUCAUGAUUUUUGUCUAUAUAAGGGUCUACAGAGAAGCCAAGGCACAAAUGAAGAAAAUUGACAGGAGCGAGGGACGGUUCUACAACAACCAUCACCAGCAGCCGGCUCACCAGCACCUGCCCAUCUUGGGCAAUGGCCAAGUCAACAGAAGGAAAAGUUCCCGUGUCCUAGCUGUGAAGGAGCAUAAGGCCCUCAAGACACUGGGCAUCAUCAUGGGCGUCUUUACUCUCUGCUGGUUGCCCUUUUUCUUGGUCAACGUGGUCAAGGUCUUCAACAGAGGCUUGGUACCAAACCAGCUCUUUGUCUUCUUCAACUGGCUGGGCUAUGCCAAUUCUGCCUUCAACCCCAUCAUCUAUUGCAGGAGCCCUGAUUUCCGCAAGGCUUUCAAGAGGAUGCUGUGUUGUCCUAGGAAAGCAGACCGGAGGCUGCAUGCCAGUACUGGGGAGUUCUCUCGUUAUCCUGGGGGCUUCAUCAGUACACUUGGAAGUACUCCUCAGUGCACACUUGGAGGGACAUGGUCUGAUUGCAAUGGUGGUGCACAGGAUGCGAGUGACUCCAGCUUAGAGGAGAGGAACAGUAAAACCUCCUGUUCAGAAUCCAAGGUAUAAGGGCAGCUGGUGGGGAGGAUCAAAAUAACGGGAAGGCAAUACUAAAAGAAAAGGAGUCAAAGACAUAGGCAGGGAGGGAAAUGUAUCCACCGGGCGACUGGUCAAUAGACAAAAUUCCAAACAGACUGAUUUGUCUCAAAGGGGAGAUAAUCUUACUUGCUCAAGAUGAAAAGCAGGUGAACUUGUAUGCAGUGUACCUCUUCUAAUGCAUCAGAAACGAAAGUAAACAGAGCAACUAACCAUUGAACAAAAAGAGAUUAGCAAUCCAUGUCUCCAAAACGUUUGGAUUCUUGUUUACAUAGGGAAGGUAGGUGUUGGUGUGCAGGGGAAAAAAUAAAUUUGAAGGAGUUUGCAAAAGAAAGGUUUCAGAAAGAGCUUGAACUUGUGACAGGCACGUGGCCUAACAGUCUUUGGGGAGCAGUGAGGUUUUCCUCCCCAGAUAUCAAAGGGAACAGAAUCAAGCCUUUACUGGUUUGACAGAGCUGGGGAUCACCUUCGUUCACUGUUCUUACUCAUCCUGAGAGCUUCAGUAGCAGAAAAAGUAGCCUGAUUUUUUUUAAAAAAGGAAGAUGUGCUGGUCACCUGUAUAUAACCACUGAAGUCAGUGGAGAUUUCAGGCAUUCACCUCAUUUGGAACUGAUGAUUAAUAAGCUAUUGGAAAGUACAUACUGAUUAAUUUUACCAGACAGCCCUGAUCCUUAUGCUUGUUUAGCCGGAAGUGAGUGAAUUCAAUGGAACUUGUCCCCAAGUAAGUAUACUUACUUAGCCUUAAUAACCUUAUGGCCUCACUACCCUUAGCACCUAGUUGGGAAUGAUAAACCAGUAAUAUUGUACAUGGACAUGCAUAUGUUUUGAACGAAACUCUCUCUUUUCAUCCCAGUGACUUUUCUUCUUCUUCUGGGAGUGCAGUUUUCUUGUCCUUUGAGACAACAGUAGUCAGGCUAAGGAACAUCUACCUCAAGCUGUGCAUAUCGUACAGGGGAAAAUAUGUUUAUAUUAAACAGCUUAUUUAUGUAUUGUUAGUUAGGGAUUUUUAUAGAGGCAGGAGCAUCCGUCUUCUGGAGGCAGUUUGUUCACAUUGAAAGAUGAACAGGGGGAAUAGGCUAAGAGCACCAGAAAUGUUACUGCACAUUUUAAAAGAAUGAUAGACGUUUUUUGUUUUGCACAGUGUUAACAGUUGUAAAAGUUAUUGCACAUGCACACACAGAAACACACAAACAAUCCACAGGGAAUAAAGAUGUUUAAAAACUAUCAAAUUGCAACCUGAUUUCUGUUGCAGUUGAAUAUAUUUCCAUUUAAUUUUAAAAGCUUUUAAUAUUAUAUAAUUGAAGUACUGAAAGUAUAUUCAUGCUAUAAAUAAGUCCUUAACCUUUUUAUUAGUUAUAUUUUUAUCCCCAGGAGCCCAUGUGAAUCUGUUAUGACUUUAGCACUUCAUUGCCAUUCCUCACUUUUCUGUGUGUUUGUAUGCGCGCAUGUGUGUGUGCAUGUGCACAUUUUAUAUUGUAUUUAUAUACCCCAGUGCAAUUUACUACUGUAUAAGUCAUUGGUUUAUGUGCAAUAAAUACCACUGCAGCACAAGCAACCCUAUUUGCAUAGUUUCUCUAUAGGUACAGAAACAAUGUCAA